GUCAUCUGACAAUAGUAACAGGAUGUAACUUGCCUGACUGAAGCAGAUUAGGACCAACAGGAGGAAUUUUCGAUUUAUUGUGGGUACGAUAAAGAGCACGAAACUGUAGCAAAAACAGUUUAUCAUAACUCAAAGACCCGUCGGAAGAGGAGACUAUGUUGGAAGAUUUCAUAAGGAAAGUGUAAGACGAUUUAAAAGGGUUAAUGCCGUCCCCUCCUAAGAAAAAAGAAACAUAUAUGGCCAGAGAGCUUGGGGAUCCAGCACCUGUAUUAUUUCCGUGAACAUCAACGAGUCUGGGGCCCAGAGGACCUCAGCUGCCGUUGUAGACACAAACAGAUCCCAAAAAGUGGAGCGCUGGCACUGAAGUUUACUCGCCGGUGGUGUAGCCCACCUGCCCCGGAAGCAGUGUUGCGUUGGAGACUUGCCUUCCGGGGCAGAGUGUUCGUCGUUGCAGCAGCUGUAACAAGGGGAGGCCAUUUUCUGUUUUUAGGAAGAGUGAGGGCUAGAGGAGAGGGGAAAGAAAGGGGAAAAGGGCUCAGCUCCUCCCCGCCGAGCCGGGAACAGAGGAGCACGUUCGGCAGGCGGGUGAGGUCGCCGAGGGCCAGUCGGAGAUGUUUUCCCUCUCGAGUACGGUGCAACCCCAGGUUACAGUUCCUCUGAGUCAUCUCAUCAAUGCCUUCCAUUCACCAAAAACCACACCUAUUUCUGUCAGCGCAUCAGCUUCACAAAACCAGCAUCGAGAUGUAGCUCCCGAGCAUGAGUCUCCCGGCAAUGAGGUACCUGUACUUAAUUUAAGAGACCUUGGAUUAUCUGAAUUAAAAAUUGGACAGAUUGACCAGCUGGUAGACCGUCUACUUCCUGGAUUUUGUAAAGGCAAGAGCGUUUCUUCCCAUUGGCAUACAUCUCAUGUCUCUGCACAGUCCUUCUUUGAAAAUAAAUAUGGUUACUUAGAUAUGUUUAGUACUUUACGUUCCUCUUGCCUCUACAGACAGCAUUCAAGAACUCUUAAAAGUAUUUGUUCAGAUCUUCAGUACUGGCCAGUUUUCACACAGUCUCGGGGUUUUAAAACUUUGAAAUCGAGAACACGGCGUCUACAGUCCACCUCGGAAAGAUUAGCAGAAACCCAGCAUAUAGCGCCAUCAUUUGUAAAGGGGUUCCUUUUGCGGGACAGAGGAUCAGAUGUUGAGAGUUUGGACAAACUCAUGAAGACCAAAAAUAUACCUGAAGCUCACCAAGAUGCAUUUAAAACUGGUUUUGCAGAGGGUUUUCUGAAAGCUCAAGCAUUAACACAAAAAACCAAUGAUUCUCUAAGACGAACUCGUCUGAUUCUCUUUGUUCUGCUGUUGUUUGGCAUUUAUGGACUCUUAAAAAACCCAUUUUUAUCUGUCCGCUUCCGGACAACAACAGGGCUUGACUCUGCAGUAGAUCCUGUCCAGAUGAAAAAUGUCACCUUUGAACACGUUAAAGGAGUGGAGGAAGCUAAACAAGAAUUACAGGAGGUCGUUGAGUUCUUGAAGAAUCCACAAAAGUUUACUGUGCUUGGAGGUAAACUUCCAAAAGGAAUUCUUUUAGUUGGACCCCCAGGGACAGGAAAGACACUUCUUGCUCGAGCUGUGGCUGGAGAAGCUGAUGUUCCUUUUUAUUAUGCUUCUGGAUCAGAAUUUGAUGAGAUGUUCGUGGGUGUGGGAGCCAGCCGCAUAAGAAAUCUAUUUAGGGAAGCAAAAGCAAAUGCUCCCUGUGUUAUAUUUAUUGAUGAAUUGGAUUCUGUUGGUGGAAAGCGAAUUGAGUCUCCGAUGCAUCCAUAUUCAAGGCAGACAAUAAAUCAGCUUCUUGCUGAAAUGGAUGGUUUUAAGCCCAAUGAAGGAGUUAUCAUCAUAGGAGCCACAAACUUCCCAGAGGCAUUAGAUAAUGCCUUAAUACGUCCUGGUCGUUUUGACAUGCAAGUUACAGUUCCAAGACCAGAUGUGAAAGGUCGAACAGAAAUUUUGAAGUGGUAUCUCAAUAAAAUAAAGUUUGAUCAGUCUGUUGACCCAGAAAUCAUAGCUCGAGGCACUGUUGGCUUUUCUGGAGCAGAGUUGGAGAAUCUUGUGAACCAGGCUGCAUUAAAGGCAGCUGUCGAUGGAAAAGAGAUGGUUACCAUGAAGGAACUAGAGUUUUCCAAAGAUAAAAUUCUAAUGGGGCCUGAACGUAGGAGUGUGGAGAUUGAUAACAAAAACAAAACCAUCACGGCAUAUCAUGAAUCUGGUCAUGCUAUUAUUGCAUAUUACACUAAGGAUGCAAUGCCAAUAAACAAAGCUACAAUCAUGCCACGAGGCCCGACCCUUGGACACGUGUCCCUGUUGCCGGAGAAUGACAGAUGGAACGAGACUAGGGCCCAGCUGCUCGCCCAGAUGGACGUCAGCAUGGGCGGGAGAGUGGCCGAGGAGCUUAUAUUUGGAACCGAACAUAUCACGACAGGUGCUUCCAGUGAUUUUGAUAAUGCAACUAAAAUAGCAAAGCGGAUGGUUACCAAAUUUGGAAUGAGUGAAAAGCUUGGAGUUAUGACCUACAGUGACACAGGGAAACUGAGUCCAGAAACUCAAUCUGCUAUUGAACAAGAAAUUAGAAUCCUUCUAAGGGAUUCAUAUGAACGAGCGAAACACAUCUUGAAGACUCAUGCAAAAGAGCAUAAGAAUCUGGCAGAAGCUUUACUAACCUAUGAGACUCUGGAUGCCAAAGAGAUUCAAAUUGUUCUUGAGGGAAAGAAAUUGGAAGUGAGAUGAUAACUCUUACAAUAGAUGCAUUGCUGUUUUUACUGCAAGAAUAUCUAAGGGGCAUUUCCGUAGUCUCCUCUUGCAAUGCUUUUCUCCCAUUCUUGACUCAGUAUCAUCUCUCAGGGUUCUCUCGUCAGUCUUUUGUCACAUUUAAUCUAAUUUUGGUUACUCUCAUGAUGAUACCUAUUGCAAACUAUCAACCCAUAGUAAAUAUGUUAAAAGAAAAUAAAGAACUUUUAAGAUUGAAAACAGCUUGUUGACCAAUGUCAGUCAGUUAUUAAGUGGAAAAUAAGUAACGAUUUUAUGGUUGGUUCCUCUACUAGAUGUGAAUAAAAAUUGUGCCUUUAGCUCUUGGUAAGUAUUUUUACUUGGCAGUGUAAAAUUGUCUAAGGAUUGUCUUUGUUUUUAGGUAGUCCCAUUUAUCUUUGAUAAAAAAUGAUGCCAUUUGGCUGUUGGUGAACCAUUAUAGGUCAGUGGAAGCUCAUUGAGAUGUGCUUAAUUAUGCUCCAGAUUGUACAAAUAUAAAAUAGUUUUGUUUUUGUUUGUCAAAGAGUAGAGAAUUGUAAACAUACAGCUAUAAUCAGAAUUCAAAUGAUUAUAACCUUUUUAGAAAAGCAGCUUGCAGUUUCAUGGUCUUUUUCUUUUUUAACAUCAUUAUCACUCUUACUAAUGAAAUUUAUUUCAAAGCAGUAAGUAUCUUGUUAAAUAAAAAGUAACUCACUUCAAAUUCUGAAUAACUAUAUAAUUAUGCUUGAUAUUGAAAGAAAAAUUAACCCCAAAUCUCAGUCCCUUCAAAGUGAACUUUGAAUUACCCUGCGUUAGAAAUGAAAAGUUGUAUUUGCUUUUCAUCCAGCUCUGUGAAUAUGAACGUGUUACAGGAUUUGCAGAUGACUUUAUUUAACUCAAUAGAAAAAUUAUUUUAGAGCUCACUGUAUUGGUUUUACAGCCAAAUUUUAUUCUUGGUGUGAUUUUAUUAAAAUUACCUACAAUUUUCUAAUAA
This is a messenger RNA of Suricata suricatta (meerkat), 3753 nucleotides long. RefSeq names its product YME1 like 1 ATPase (gene YME1L1). The transcript is spliced from 19 exons. Gene Ontology annotation, biological process: mitochondrion organization; protein quality control for misfolded or incompletely synthesized proteins. Gene Ontology annotation, molecular function: ATP binding; ATP-dependent peptidase activity; ATP hydrolysis activity. The coding region runs from base 612 to 2762 and encodes 716 amino acids. Gene Ontology annotation, cellular component: mitochondrial inner membrane. The record is from RefSeq and is a predicted model, not a curated record. NCBI's taxonomy places the organism in Eukaryota, Metazoa, Chordata, Mammalia, Carnivora, Herpestidae.